This is a messenger RNA of Hyaloperonospora brassicae, 2460 nucleotides long. The record is from the annotation of a GenBank genome assembly. NCBI's taxonomy places the organism in Eukaryota, Oomycota, Peronosporomycetes, Peronosporales, Peronosporaceae.
AUGGACGAGAUCGCCGAGCUGCAGCAGCAACUGGCGGCGGUGCAGCAGCAGGAGGCGGCGCUCAAGCUGUCGGACCACAACGUCAUCGACUUGCUGCGCAAGCUGCAACAGACCGGCAAGCUCCAGGUCAUCCACACGCGCACGGGCAAGCAGUUUCUCACGCCGCUUCGGGUGCAGCGCGAGGUCGCCGACUACGUGGCGCUCUACGGCGGACGUGUGAGCCUCACGGAGCUCGAGAAGCUCAUUGACGUGGACCGGACGCACGUCGAGAAGCAGGUGGCCGCGCUCUGCCGCAGCAGUCGCAGCCACAAGGACUCGUACGUUGUGGUCAACGACGGCGAAGAGGUGCUCACGAGUUCGUACUUAGACGGGAUCAUGGAAGACACGGACGUGCUGUUGCAAGAGCGCGGCACGACGUCCAUUGGGGACUUGGCCCAGCACUAUGGCUUUGCCGUCGACUACAUGCGGGACGUCGUACGGCGGCGCCUGGGCGGGAUCUUGCGAGCGCGUGAGCGGGACAAUGUCUUGUACACGGACGCGUACGUGACGGCCCAGAAGGCGCGACUUCGGGGCGUGUUUGCGGCAGUGACACGUCCAGCGUUCGUGCUCGACGUGCUGCGUUCGUUUGGCAUCGACGAAGCAGUGGCGAACGAGGCGCUGGCCGAGUUGUUGCAGGCCAAAGUGCUCAUGGGGACGCUGCGAGGCCGUGAGUACGUGCCGUACGUGUUUAUGGACGCCCAGCGAUCGAGUAUGUACUCGUUUUUUCAAGAAAAUGGGUACAUUGAUCACGCACGAGCGCGCGAGCUGCAAGUUGCUCGGCCGUACGACUUUCUGCGAAAGCGGUUUCCAGAUGCUGUGCGGCUCCAAGAGAGUGUCGUGAGUCGCGCGUUGCAGCUGCAGAUGGACGGAGCAGUGGAAGCAGCGGUGACCGAGGAGUCCGUCGUGGAUGUACGGUCGGUGGUGCCGAGUGCCUUGUCAACAGGCGACGUGGCAGCGCUGCUCGUGCUGUCGCCGGCGUUGACAAAGACAGGACACGAGCCCACGGCGUUCCAGAUUGCAGACAGUUAUGCAGUGAGCGCAGGCUUUUUCAGGUCGUGUAUGGACAAGUUUGAGGAAGAUGCGCGGGUCAAAGCGACGCGUGCUGCCACUCAGCAGAAGAGUAGCGGUGGUAAUGGUUGUGCUGUUCGGGAAACGAGACAAGACGUUGACGAAGGCGAUGCUGUGGACGAAGAGGAGGCUGGCGGGAAGGUGGGCAACAAGAAAGAGAAGCGUGGCAAGGGUGGCAAGAAGCGCGACCAAGAAGAGUCGGGAGGACGGAGUGGAAAGGCUGGAAAGGCCAAGAAGGGGAAACGAGGAGCCAAGCGGGGCGGAGAUGUUGGCGACGACAGUGAGGCUCGAGCGUCGUCGACUCAAGUCUCGAUCGUGCCUACGCGUGAGGAAAUCAUUGACCUUCUUGUCAAGUGGUUUCCAGUCGUUGCGGAUCUAGAAGGUGACGAUGACUUUAUGGACGGCAUGGUGGCACAUCUGGAAAGCAAGAUUGCCAACGUGUACUCGACCGCUCUGGCCAAGGCGCUGUCGAGCGUUCUACGAGGAGAUGCUGUGUCUUUGCGCGAGCUGCGCAAGACGUUUGAAGAACGCUUCGACGAACUCUUUUCGAUGCUGCUUCUAUUCGAAAAGGGCUUUAACAAGCUAUCGAUGCACGUGGAUGCCAAGGAUGUUGCUGGCAUGGAACAGCUUGCUGUCGUGGAGGUGCAUUUGCUUGCAUCGUCUGCUGUAGUGCUGACAGCUUUGGCCACAAGUUUUGUUGCUGAAAGCAACAGUCUUGAAAUGGAAGACGUGCCGCCCCUGUCACGUUCUGGUGGCAGCGAAGAGGACGGGAGUAAAAAGGCGGCUGGUCCUUUGACGACCCUGAGCGACGAGGACAAACGAGUACUCGAGUCAAGUCUUCCGCAAUCGACUGCAAGUGCCCUGGUGCGAUCAUGGACACUGGCUACCGCUGGUCGUCGAUCACUAGGCGAUUUCAUGGCUCAUGUGCCGAUUCUGGCCGAUGCUCUGAGUAUGCCGCUUCCCAAACUAGAUCGUAAAAAAGAGCGUCAGAUCAUUUUCGGGUACCGACAAGCAACGGUCGCACAGCUGGACGAGAAGGUGGCACUCGCGACUGAGGGCGACCAGCACUAUGCUUUGGUUGCAACGAUGGUUUUGCAGCUAUUCUUCCAGCAGCUCACUGGACUGCCAGGCAGUUUUCCACGUGAAACUGUGUCGUACGGCGAAACGGUGCUUGCCGCGUUCCAGGGUUCUAUGCCGGAAAAAGCGAUGCUUAUCAUGCAAAGAUUCGUGCGCGUGGCAAGCGCGAUUGGUAGUGGCGAUGGAGUCGCUGAAGAGCAGCAGAGUACGUGGAGCGAGAGUCUGAACGCUGCGCGAGCGUUGGUGCUGUUAAAAGACAUGAGUUGUGUAGCAUGA